Solanum tuberosum (potato) is the source of this 1173-nucleotide messenger RNA. RefSeq names its product autophagy-related protein 101. Lineage: Eukaryota; Viridiplantae; Streptophyta; Magnoliopsida; Solanales; Solanaceae. Gene Ontology annotation, molecular function: protein kinase binding. The transcript has 7 exons. Gene Ontology annotation, cellular component: phagophore assembly site; Atg1/ULK1 kinase complex. Bases 230 to 883 code for a protein of 217 amino acids. The record is from RefSeq and is a predicted model, not a curated record. Gene Ontology annotation, biological process: autophagy; autophagosome assembly.
ACUCCGGAAGAAGUCCAUAGCCUUCACUCAAUAGUGAAAUCCAUAAAUUGUAAUCAAAGAUAACUACAAAUUGCUCCUUCACUACGUUUGCGAAAUUCAGUUCUGCGUUUUCUCCAGUUCGCACGGCGAAAUUCAAACUGCACUCUAGGGUUUGAUUAAGCACUUCCAUCGUCUCCUCGAUCAAUCGCGGCUUGUUUUUGAAGUAUUUACUAAAGAGGAAUCAUCAAUCAUGAAUUGCGAAGUUUGUCAGCUAAAAGAACUUGAUGUGGAGCACUUUGAGAUUCGAGAAGUCCUCCGAUGUAUUUUACAUACAAUUAUGUUCCACAGAGCCUUAGGCCUGCUGCGGCCGAAGGAUGUUGAUUUGGAACUUUUUGACAUUACAUAUACACAGUGUGGUGAUGUGGAGGUUGAAAAGAAAAUUGAAGAGAAGAUUACCCUAUUCAUCGACAGAGUCGAGAAGCACCCUAACAGGAAAAAUCAGAUUUGCCUAUCCUUCUGUGAAGUCAAAAACAAGCAGGCCUCGUGGUUCACUACCAAAGUUGAACGUUUUUACUGGGAACACUGGUAUAUAAAUUUGAAUGUGGCUCAUCAUCCGAAAGGUCAUCCUGGCAAGUCUCAUCUCUCAAAAGUAGUUGACCCAGGAGAGAGUGCAUCUGAGGAGAGGAGUGCUCGGCGAACAGUGUUGGAAUCAUCUCUUCGUGAAGUUAUGUUUCAGAUAAUAAAAUUUGUAAAUGAGAAAAAGGACCACAUUCCUGCGAUUUCAAAUCUUGAGUGUGUCACAUUUCCCUAUGAGAUCACUAUCUCAAGUUCAUCAGAUUCUACUUUUGGGAUGGAUGUGAUCAGGAGGAUGCUACAGACUGGGCAUCCAACCAUGCUCAGCUGAUUGGAGAUACCCUGAUGGUGGCCAGUCUUCCCUUUAUAUCAUUCUUUAAGAGGUAAAAUGGUUGUUCAUCCAGUGUCUGGCAAUGUGAAUAUUUCGGACCAAAGUUUAGUAUGGGUUCCUCUAGUGGCCAAGGAGUCACACAAUUGAAAGAAAUGGAAGCUGUGGAUAUAUUUUGCGUAAUCUACUAAUGUUUGUCUUUUUUCCCCCCUUCAUGUUUCAUAUCAUAGUAAACGAAAUAUAUAGCUGAAUAUUACAUGAUCAAUCUAAUUAAGUUUGUUUAGUUUCUUUCA